UGUUCCUGAGUUUAAAAGCUUAUUUUCUAGAUUCUUGUUCCAAAAUAUACCAUGCAAAUGAAUAUACUGUGAGCUGUUGUUAUUUGUUUUGACUGAAAGUACAAAUUCAAGAGAAUAUAUGGAAUAAACAUGUACACGAUCGGUUCAAUUCUGUUGCUGACGAUUUGUCUCAGUCAGGUCGUCGACAGUGGAGUACUAUCAACAACUUCUCCGCCACCUGAUUCAGAUAUUGAUGAUAGCUGGAAAGUAAUAAAACACUGGCCUGAUGGUGUUAUUCCAUAUGACCUAACAGACACGAUGUACGAUCGAUUGGAAAGAGGUCUUAUAUUAUCUGCAAUGAGGAGAUGGGAAUAUAAAACAUGUGUUAAAUUUAUACCUUGGACGUCGGAACUCGGCAAUGAACAGGGAGCGGAAAGAUAUAUUCGCUUUUUUAGUGCUGGAAACUGUUUUUCAAGAAUGGGGAUGCAAGAUGAACAGCCACAAUUAUUUGGCAUUGGAAAAGGCUGUUUAAAGAUGUCAACUAUUCUACAUGAGUUGGGUCACACAAUCGGUCUGGUUCACGAAAUGGAACGUCCUGACAGAGAUUAUUAUAUCGACAUUCACCGAGAAAACAUGAAUGAAGAUUCAAGAAGGAAUUUCGAAACUACUGAUUCAAAGAAAACGACAUAUAAUCUGUAUAAAACGCCAUAUGAUUAUAAAAGUAUCAUGCACUAUGGACCAAAGGCAUGGUCAAAGAACAAGCAAGUUGUUUUAGUAACAAAAGACCCUGCCUACCAGCACGUUAUUGGAAAGGCAAAUGACAUCAGCUUUUUUGACGCACUCUAUGUUAACAGGGCAUAUAACUGUUCAAAGCGAUGUUCUGGCACUUUAUUGGGCAUAUGCCAGAAUAGUGGUUUCCUGGGAGGUCCAGACUGCAAGUGUUUGUGUCAGGACGGUUACGCCGGUGAGUUCUGUGAGACCGCAUUACCUGGGUUCGAGCAUAUAAUUGAAUGGAAGUGUCAAAAAGAUUGGGUUUUCCACGGAGGAAAAUGUUACCUGUUCAGUACAAAGGAAGACAGUACAGAUUUCUUCCGAUCUAAGGCAUCAUGUAUACGUAAGAAUGCAACCCUCGUUAUGUUCAAAGAUCGAUCAGAGUUGGAAUGGCUGAACUAUAUGAUACAGGAAGUGAAGUUAGUGUCAGACACGUCGUUCUUUUGGGUUGGUAUGAGCAGAGAAGUGGGUUCAUCUGCUGUGAAAUGGGUUGAUGGUACACUGGUAGAUACAAACCUUGUUUCUCUCAGUGAUAAAGUAGAGUUGCAUGAACCAAGCUGUGCACUAUUUGAUGGAGAGACCGUGUUAUUACAAAACUGUUCAUCUGGCAACGAAAGUGGAUAUAUUUGUAAAAAAGAUUUCGAUUCUACAUGUGGUGGAAGGUUUUUUAUCUCACGUACAUCACAAACAGUCAUUCAGAGUCCAGGGUUUCCAGACAGGUAUCCAGAAGACAUCAAAUGCACGUAUGUGUUGCAGACAAAGAAAGAAGCCAGAAUCAACAUUACUUUUGUGAAAUUUCAACUGGAUAGAAAUGAUAAAGACUACAUUGAUGUUCUUUUACAGAAUAACGUCACUCUUCAAGGAGAAAGGUAUUCUGGAGAAUCAUUAAAUCGAAGAUCGCUGGAAACCUCAGGAAACCUUGCAACUGUGACCUUUAAAACAAACGGGCGUGGUUCUGGAAAUGGUUUUAAAGCAGUCAUCACUGAGGUCAAUUCAGCGGUAGCUCCAACUGUACCUUCUUUGCCAUUUCUCGAUGCAAUCAGGAAAACAAAAUGUAUGGAAGGGGAGGGAACUACUCCAGUUACUAGUCAACAGUCACGAUGGAGUUUGUCUGAAUUGUUCAAUAUUUUUAAAUCCAUGACAUUUUCGAAGAUUCUUUAAAAGCUCAAUGUGAUUGUUUGUCAUUCACUUAUGACAACCCGUAUGAUAGAUAGAGAUCUAUUUCGUAAAGUUUAAAUUUUUUUAUCUAGAUAGUUUAAUCAUUAUUGCCUAAAUUGCAAAGUCAUAACAAAAUUAAGUUAGCUGAAAAAUUAUCAACUUAGACUUAAGUGAACAAAUGAACCAAAAGAAAAUGAAUAUAAACAAGAACAUUUUUUCAAUAAGAAACAAUCUAGUUUCACGUCACCUGCUGGGAGAGACACAUACUUGGAUUUUUACACAGAAGCCGUGAUUUAAGAGGUUCUUAAGGUUGGAUUAAAACGGAGAAACUGUACGAAUAUUUCACAACCUGAAUGCAAAUCAUUGAAAUGUUUAUCCACUGAUGAAAGCAUGGUGAUAAAUAAGUACUUUUAUAGUGAUAAUUAACAAGGAAGAUUAUACAUUGCAGAGGUGAAUAGGCAACUUUAUACUCAACAAUAUUAUACUAAACUCAAUCAUGACCCUUCAUCUUCAAUUCAUGGCAAUAUUUGAAAAUGCAUUGAUGAAUUAGGUAACGAAAGUGGAAAUAUUUUGGACAUUUUCCCGGAAGACGUGCCCUGGCUUUUAUAUCCACCCUUAAAUUAUGUAGAUAAGACAUUCCCGGCCAACUCUGAUAGCAGUAUAGUUUGAUGAAUUAUGUCAGUAUCUUACAGAUAAGAACUUGUAAUUGUAUAACACUCUGUCAAACCAGGUCUACAAUGUGCACCUUUAAAAAUCUGUUUUCAUUGCAAGCUUUGAAUUUCUGUUUGUUUGUUUUUUCAAAUGAUGUUUUUAGUGUUUAAGAUAUAUCAAAUUCAAUUUAGUAUAUACCUGUACAAUCAUAUUUGUUAACAUUUAAUGCAUGCAUCUCAAGAACAAUUACGUCCUAACAAAAAAACUAUCGCAUUCAGAGUGUGAUCCUGAUUGAUAUUGCUAGCAUUAUGCUAUUUGUAGGUUAUGGUUGAAUAUAUAGUUUUAAUUCAACAAGGUAUAUAUUUAUAUGUGUUGAUUCCAUAUCUUGAUCUUGUACUUGAAUUUGGCUCUUAUCGAAACGAGUUGCUAUUGGCGCUACCGCUCCUCGUUGGAUAUUUUCCUGGAAAUGUCCACUCGAGUAAAUAUACAUCUUCCAAAUCAAGAUAAUAUGAAAAUCCUGCGCCAAACAUACAAAAUACUGAUCAAUGUCAUAGGUUAUACAUGUAGACAUUUUAGAAGCUUUAUAUUUUUAUUGUUUUGUAGAACAUUUACUUUUUAGGUUUCUGUACACCUAACAAGCACACGAUGAGUGCAAAUAAAAGACACAUUAAAUAUCUUUUUGUAACGAGCGGAGGUCUAGUUUACUGCUACAAAUCAUUUUUUAUUUAUAGUAAGUCACCUGUCAAUUUUACAUGUUACAUUUUGAACACAAUUCGAACAUUUGUACGUUUGUUUCGAUACCAAGAUUUCGAACUAGCUUAAUUAAUCGAUAUUGACACUAUUAUACUUAUGAAUAUGCAAAGCCUUUUACGUCUUUAAAACAAAAUAUGACGCCAGUACUGGUUAGCUCCAGGCAGCGGACUCGGAAGUGAUUAAUGUAAGUUGCAAGAACUUGUUUGUCUAUCGAGCUCAAAUAAAUAUGUUUUAUUAAAACAAAAUAUCAAACAAUAACAAAUAGCUAUUUUUUUGCAACAGCACCUCAUCUAGACACUUCAGACUAUUUUAACGACCUGGACAUUAUUUAAGUUUUAUCAAACUAAGCAGUGCAUCAUAUACAGUACAGAAAACUUCGGUGCAUUUAAAUAGAAAUAUACUUUCGUAUCGUGUUGUCUAUAAUAUGUUGUUGUAAAGUUAAUAUCCUUUAUUAUAACUAUUUAAUGUUUUACAAUUCUGAAUAGUUUCAGUAUAAAUUAUGAAACCAGUUGAAACUUUUUUAAAACUUCCAUCAUUUUAACGAAUUCACUUUAAGGUUAGUUUAAAACACAGAUUUAAAGUAAAGUCACGACAGCGUUAGCUGUACAUUUGUAAGGGUAAUAACUCUUUGAAACAAUUAUAAAGUUAGAAAAUAUUAUUUAUGAUUUAGAUUCUUUGAUAUUGUCAAUUGUGCAAAAGUAAUUUAUUCUGUACUGCAGUGAUAUUAAAAUGUAUUCAGUAAGAAUUAUUAUAGUUAGAAUUUUCCUGGGCGGGAAUGCGAUUGUGAUUACGCUGUCCCGUAAAAUAUGGCUAUGAGUGAUAUUUGGUUUCAACUCUUCAGUAGUGUUUUUUCUGCGGAUCGUCCCCCUUAGUUUCUUAAAUUAUUGUAUUGACACUUGUUGUUUACCUGCAUGUUUGUACCGUCAAUGGUAAGUAUCCCCUUCUCCUAGUUUUUUUACACUGUGUCCCUCCCAUACUCUGGACCCUUCACCUACACCCUUAACCCUGUGUUAACCUUAACCCUGUGUUAACCUAUAGAUAAGUUACCUUCAGUAAUGUUUUAUUUUUGUUUUUUCUUCCUUUUAUCUUGCCGUUGUUGUUGGUUUUGCAUGUCUGUUGUUGUGUUUUGUCACUGCUUGUCUCCUUGCCGAGGGUCCUGCGUUGCUGGUUUGUGAUGCAUAAGGGAUGCAUGUAUUAAAUGUUUGCCCUU
Ruditapes philippinarum (Manila clam) is the source of this 4522-nucleotide messenger RNA. RefSeq names its product zinc metalloproteinase nas-36-like. NCBI's taxonomy places the organism in Eukaryota, Metazoa, Mollusca, Bivalvia, Venerida, Veneridae. The transcript has 14 exons. The record is from RefSeq and is a predicted model, not a curated record. The coding region runs from base 130 to 1911 and encodes 593 amino acids. Gene Ontology annotation, biological process: proteolysis. Gene Ontology annotation, molecular function: zinc ion binding; metalloendopeptidase activity.